AUGGACGCAGGGCUGCAGCGAGCACUCAACCCACUGGCCCCUUCUCAAGACACAGCCAUGCAUGUGCCCGCAGGCUCCGUCACCAGCCACUUGGGAACCACUAGCCGCAGUUAUUUCUAUUUCACCACGGCCUCACUGGCUCUGUGUCUCGUCUUUGCUGUGGCAACCAUUAUGGUGCUGGUAGUUCAGAAGACGGACUCCAUUCCCAACCCGCCGGGCAAAUUCCACCUUAAAGGAGGGAAUUGUUCAGAGGACAUCUCAUGUAUCCUGGAAAGGGCUGCAUUCAAGAAGUCAUGGGCCUACCUCCAAGUGUCAAAGCAUAUAAACAAAACGAAGUUGUCUUGGAACAAAGAUGGCAUUACCCAUGGAGUCAGAUAUCAGGAUGGGAAUCUGGUGAUCCAGUUCCCAGGUUGGUACUUCAUCAUUUGCCAACUGCAAUUUCUUGUGAAAUGCCCAGAACAUUCUGUCGACCUGAAGCUGGAGCUUCUCAUCAACAGAGAUGUCAAAAAACAGACACUGGUGACAGUGUGUGAGUCUGGAGUGCAAACCAAAAACAUAUACCAGAACCUCUCUCAGUUCUUGUUGGAGCACCUCCAGGUCAACGCCACCAUAUCAGUCAAGGUGGAUAAAUUCCAGUAUGUGGAUACAAACACCUUUCCUCUUGAGAAUGUGUUGUCCAUCUUCUUAUACAGUAGUUCAGACUGA
This is a messenger RNA of Lagenorhynchus albirostris (white-beaked dolphin), 705 nucleotides long. RefSeq names its product TNF superfamily member 8 (gene TNFSF8). The record is from RefSeq and is a predicted model, not a curated record. Gene Ontology annotation, molecular function: tumor necrosis factor receptor binding. The coding region runs from base 1 to 705 and encodes 234 amino acids. The transcript has 4 exons. Gene Ontology annotation, biological process: immune response; CD8-positive, alpha-beta T cell differentiation. Gene Ontology annotation, cellular component: membrane. Lineage: Eukaryota; Metazoa; Chordata; Mammalia; Artiodactyla; Delphinidae.